Molecule: messenger RNA, 2031 nt
Organism: Sinocyclocheilus grahami
Lineage: Eukaryota; Metazoa; Chordata; Actinopteri; Cypriniformes; Cyprinidae
Product: E3 ubiquitin-protein ligase SHPRH-like
Exons: 11
Coding region: 110-1933 (607 amino acids)
Biological process (GO): protein polyubiquitination; nucleosome assembly; DNA damage response
Cellular component (GO): nucleosome; nucleus
Molecular function (GO): DNA binding; ATP binding; ubiquitin protein ligase activity
Source: RefSeq, a predicted model, not a curated record
AAGGCAUGAAAAUGUCCCGCACGUUAUGGAGCUUAUGAAAGUUAUUUUAUAACAUUUACUUGCUGCUGAUAAGAACGCAUUCCAAAGCAGAACAAAGCAGGUUUCCACGAUGAGCAGCAGGAGGAAACGAGCGCCGCCGGCGCGCAUGGAUGAGGAGGCCAAGAGGAGACUGGAGUGGAAUAUGCAUGAAGAUCGGAGAAAUGAAGGAGAUUGUAAAGACAUUCUGGAGUCAAUCCCAGCACCGUCUGACAUCUGUCAUCUUGGACCAGUUCUUGAGAGCAGCCAGAACCAGGAAGAGGCAAACCAGGUUUUUAUAUCUUCUGCAGGCACAGAAGAAGGACCAUCAGAAGAGCGUCCAAGCUGCUCCACACAGGAUUCUCUUCCAGAUACCAUAGAAUUGAAUGUAAUGCCAAUUUCUGCUCUGGAUCAAGGGUGGAAUGCACUGAUUGGAGAGUUGAACCUGUAUCCAAAGAUUCCCAUUGGGCUUGGAGACGGUUCCUUCUGCCUGCAGCAAACAGGUGAUAGACUAAGUUUGAGUCUGAAUAGUCUUGAGUUGGAGGUUGAGACCGGCAGAAGUGAUCCUGUCAGCCGUGUGCCGGUUGAAUGUUCAUUUGGUGGAAUUUUGCUGGAAGAUCUGGAUUGGCUACAGAAGAGGAAGGUCAUUCAAUUGUGCCACGCAUCAGGAGAUGAAUCAGUAAAGCUGAACAUUUUUCUUCUUGAAUCGGGAUUGGGCAGACCAGAAUUCCUCGGUGAAGGAAAUGGGCGCAUUAAAAAAGCCAAUCAGCUUCUGCAGAAAUUAAUGGAAUUCUUCUACGACUUCAUCAUUCCUGGUAAUCUACACCUGAUCCGAGAGUUUCCCCUGGCGGGAGUGGACUGGCCUGGUGGGAUCCUUGCUGAUGAGAUGGGACUUGGGAAAACCGUGGAAGUACUGGCCCUUAUUCUGUGUAACACCCGGCUAAACCUGGAGCAUGGCAUUCUCACUUUACCUGUGGGGCGAUCUGUGAAUUACUUUGUCCCUCCUCCACCAUUAGAAAGACAACGAAACAUUAAACAUGAGAUCAGACCCAAGGAGAAGAUCAUUUAUCCAGCUGUUCGUGAGAUGCUAUUGACUGCAAUUAAGGAAAUGAAGGUUGGAAAAGGAGCGUCAAUCAAUGCCAUUUUUGCUUAUCUACGGACCAUGUACAAGUAUGACACCCUAAAGAACCGGAACCACAUAAAGAAAGUCCUGACCAAGCUUAUUCGUGAGAACAUCGUGGAGCAGAUCAAAGGACGAGGACAGCUAGUCGAGGUGAUAACCGAGAAGCUUUGGUGGAAAGGGCCGAAGACGGAACUAAAUUUCAGGAGAGAAGAAGCCAGAAAGGCUUUAAGGAUGACACCUGCUACACUGGCACUGACAUGGUCUUUGCUCUCAAUAUGGACAGUAACUUCUGCUGUGCAGAUUGAAGAAGAAGAACUCAAUGAGACCGUCAUUUGCACCAAAGAUCAGAUGCAAGUUAUCAUUCCCAGUGUGUUUUUUCUGAACAAGGAGCCACCUGUUUCGGUUUGGGAUUUGCACUUGAAUGAUCCUGAUUGUCGAGGUGUUGAGGUUGGGAACGACUAUGUCUUCAGCAUCAAGACCAACCUCACAGACUGCGGCACCAUUAUGAACUGCUCUGCUGAAGAUGCAUCAGUACGGACACGCAGGGAUGUUGCAUCGUCUCACACAGUCUCAUAUGGACCAAUCAGAAGACACAAAACUAACAUGGAGAAUACUAAUCCGAGUUCAGAUUUGCCUCCUGUGGAAACCUUCGUGUUGGGUGGUCUGCUGUUCAUCCUGAUUGUCAUCACAGGAGUUUUAGGGAAACUCUGGCUGCAGAGCAGAAACUCGUAUCCGACCCAAGAGGCCCAGCUCACUCUCUCCAACAUCCACCAUAUCUCAGAAGUGGCCAGCUAACGUGGGUUCUCAUAUACACACAGUGUUGUGUGAAUUGCGUUCAGUUUGAAAGUUUUGUCUGCUAACCUGUAGUGCAUUUUUUAGUAGUUGUUCUUUUU